Messenger RNA from Oppia nitens, 1084 nucleotides. RefSeq names its product myelin transcription factor 1-like protein. The record is from RefSeq and is a predicted model, not a curated record. The coding region runs from base 168 to 1082 and encodes 304 amino acids. NCBI's taxonomy places the organism in Eukaryota, Metazoa, Arthropoda, Arachnida, Sarcoptiformes, Oppiidae. Gene Ontology annotation, molecular function: protein binding. The transcript has 2 exons.
CGCGCGUUGUUAUAACCAUUAAGUUUAUGACAAAUGCUAUCAAUUACUUUAGGUUAGGUUAGGUUAGGUUAGGUUAGGUUGGGUGGGUGUAGAGGGUUAGGAAGUGGCGUAUGUGGAGGGAAGGAACGGGAGGUGAGGGCUGACUUCGGGACUCACUCUCGGGAAGAAUGAAUUUACUGCCAAAAGACUCGUUCGAGCGCUUCGGCGACGACUUAACAGAACUGAUGUUAUCGUAUCUGUCAUUUGAUGACAAAUUCAGAUACGAGUCGACAUCCAGACAAUGGCAACAAUUGAUAUUCAAUAAAGUCAUUGAACUUAAUGUCAAUGUAGACCUCAAGACAGUGAACGACAAUACAUUUGAUCCCUCAAUGUAUCCGAAACUCUCUUCAGAUAACUGGCAGUUAGUGUUGAGAAAGUGUCGAAACAUAUCGAAAGUUUCGCUUAAAAUUGAUUAUAAAUUGGAUAAUAAUAAAGUCAAUGAAGACAUCGGCGAUGAAGACAUCGAAGAGGAAGAGAUCGACGAUGAAGACACCGAAGAUGAAGACACCGAAGAUGAAGACACCGAAGAUGAAGACACCGAAGAUGAAGACACCGAAGAUGAAGACACCGAAGAUGAAGACACCGAAGAUGAAGACACCGAAGAUGAAGACACCGAAGAUGAAGACACCGAAGAUGAAGACACCGAAGAUGAAGACACCGAAGAUGAAGACACCGAAGAUGAAGACACCGAAGAUGAAGACAUCGGUGGUGAUAAAGAAGAAGUAGUAGUUGUCAAAAUCAACGACUCAAACCACAUAUUCAAUAUCAAAGAUCCAUUAUUGAAGUUAUUCAAAAUGAAUGACAUUUUGGACAAAAUCUACGAACAGUUGACUGUUUUGGUGGUCAACGAGUUGAGCCAAUUGACACACUUUACAUCCUAUACCAGAUCACUAUCCUGUAUUAGUGACAAAACUAUCGGCAAAUUGGUGGACAAAUUUGGCCAACAAUUAAAGUUAUUAGACUUUCCCAAUAGUUAUAUCAUCUCCAAACAAAUCAAACAAAUGUUACCAUCGAUGCCACGAUUGCAAGCCGUCAGCCAUUGAAA